AUGGAACACCUAGGAUUUAGUAACCAAGAGACUGGGUCCACGGAGAGGAGCGGAAGUGAUACGGACGCCCAGGCGUACAUGGCCCAGAAUAAACUCCGCACUGUCCAGUUGGAGUUGACGCCCGGACAGGCCACGCCCAAGCCCAUGAUGUUCCGUGCUCCGGCACGCCUCCAGAAGCAGGGAGAGAACAAAAGCUCCGGAAUCCGUCUCUGGUUGCUUAUAGGCUCAGAGAGCCUGGGUCUUCCCCAAGGAUAUCAGGUGCAGUGUAGGCUGCAGAUACCUGCUCAGUCGGACAAGGCUUUAAUCAUGGAAAGAAAGCUGCUAAAGAAAGAAAUGAAGAGGCUCCUGAAAAUGCCAUUUCAUGACAGACCUGUGUAUCCAAACCGGAAAGAAAGAGAAGCAAUGAUUUUAUCAUCUUAUGCUGGAAUCUUAAUGAACAGUAUCCCAAUUGAGGAAGUCUUUAAAAUGUACGGAGCUGAUCCUUCUACCAAUUCUGGGGCUACUAAGGUUCCCCGAGCUCCACCUCUCCGCCUCUCCCUGCAUCCCUUUGCUAUGUUAACAGCGCCCCAAGCAGCAGAAUACGCCCACAAACAGAGUGUCAAGUUAAGAAGGGGAGCCACAAAUAAAAAUGUCACCAGCAACUCUGCAAGGCAAGCAGAUACCACAGCGUGGAAAUGUUCAAAACAUGGAUCCUUGGACACCCAGCCAAAGAACAAAGUCACUUAGAAACUUGGGAUUGCACCAUGGAACUUCAUAAUAAAGUCUCUGGGAGAGGAAAAGAAACAUCAUCUUAACACUGCAACUCUUGCCAGCACAUUUUUCUUUAAAGUUAGCUUUUGGUGCAAAGUUUAUUGAAAUGUUUCUUCGGAUGUUGGGCUUUCUUCUCUUAGAGUCCUAUCGUGUGUCUAUAUUGUGUGUGUGUGUGUGUGUGUUUUAAGUGUAUAUCUUAUGCUAUUUCAUUGUAACUGGAAGACUGCUGGUGGGAGAAUUUUCAGACUAUGUAGUAUUUCGAUGUCAGAGCAGACUGGCUUUGCAGCACAUUUCACGAAUGUUUAGCACGAAUAUUGCAGAGUGGUGGGGUCGGACGCAGUUUCCCAAAGUUUCGAUCCGAAAUAAAAUGAAUCUGUCAUUCAUUGCCUUACUAUGUUCUCACAUGGAAACAUCUAAAAUCAUUUCAAU
This is a messenger RNA of Ailuropoda melanoleuca (giant panda), 1179 nucleotides long. It is a transcript of the gene C2H2orf80, whose product is annotated as chromosome 2 C2orf80 homolog. Bases 1 to 726 code for a protein of 241 amino acids. The transcript has 8 exons. NCBI's taxonomy places the organism in Eukaryota, Metazoa, Chordata, Mammalia, Carnivora, Ursidae. The record is from RefSeq and is a predicted model, not a curated record.